Molecule: messenger RNA, 573 nt
Organism: Anisakis simplex (herring worm)
Lineage: Eukaryota; Metazoa; Nematoda; Chromadorea; Rhabditida; Anisakidae
Source: the annotation of a GenBank genome assembly
AUGGAGAUACCGAUUGCAUCGAGGCGUUCGACAGCCGCGAAAAAGGCCACAGCCUCUUCUUCGCUGAAUGGUGGUGGUGGUGAUGUGAAGACAACAAAUACAGGAGUUGAUGAGCAUAGUAGCGAAACGGGAAAGGUUGAUGGAGAUUCGAAAGAGGCCGAUGCCACAACAACGUCUCUCCACGAUGAGAAUGAUAUGGUUGAUGAGGGCGAGGCGGUGAAUCCGUUCCCAGAAAAAUCACCACCAGCAGCAUCAGCUGCGGAUGGGGCAAAAUCGUCAGGGUCAGGCAUGAAGCCGGUGGUGAAAGCCGAAAGUGAAGUGGACAAAAUAUUGGGUAUGGCACCGAUGAACACGACGGCACAACAUCGUUUCCAUUUGUUCGAUAUGAACUGUGAUAUUUGCACGGGUAAACGAGACCGUGAAUUGGCGCAGCGAAAGCAAAAACGUGAGAAGCGUGAUAGGCGAGCUUCUAGAAGUGGAAACACUGUUGUUGGUGGUGGUGGAGCUGAUCUGACAGCUACAAGUCCAUCGAAGACACCAUCUGCAAUGCAGUUGUUGACAACGGUNAGCUGA